Messenger RNA from Mya arenaria, 1198 nucleotides. RefSeq lists its product as uncharacterized. Lineage: Eukaryota; Metazoa; Mollusca; Bivalvia; Myida; Myidae. The coding region runs from base 2 to 772 and encodes 256 amino acids. The record is from RefSeq and is a predicted model, not a curated record. The transcript is spliced from 8 exons.
AAUGGAACGUUUAGGUCAUCUGUUUCUAGCCAUCUGUGCGGUUCUACUGGGAUUGGCGUGCUGUCAGAACACAUGCAAUGACAUUGACUCACAAGCAUGCGUGCGCAUGCAGACGGCAGAACCAGAGAUGUGCCAAUCAUCACUUGGGGAUGUGGCUUGUGCCGGUCUCUGUGGGAAAUGCGGCAUAACAUCGCAACUGCCGACUACGACGACAACGAGCGCAACUCCUACCAUCGCCCCUUGCGAAGAUGUAGACACGAAUGCCUGUGUUCUGCUCCACGCCAGUAAACCCGAUUUCUGUGCGGACACCAACCUUGCAAAUGCGGCCUGUAAACGAUUCUGUGGAGACUGCCCGGUGGAGUGUUUCACGUGCAACGACUUAGUAAGAGACAUGUCAGAGUGUAACACCACCGUUACCUGUCAGAUGAAUGAGGCAUGCUACACAAUGGAGGUGUUUGGCUUUGAUACCUCACACGGCUUUAGAGGAGGUUGCAUGCCGAGAGAUUUGUGCGUCCCGCAUAGCGGCCAGCCUUUGGUGGGCCGCAGUUCCAGUGUCGUUCAUACCCGCUGUUGUGAUACAGACAGGUGCAACAAAGUUGAUGCAACGACGACCACCACAGUAACGACCAUAAGACCAACGACAGCUAGACCAACGACGACGACAGCUUUUCACUCAGCGCACUGCUUCGACAAUCUCCACGACUGUUCUCAUAGAUAUAUGCCGUGUGUUCUUCACAAACAUGGCUGCAGGCACUACUGUGGGGAUUGUUAAUGGGCCCUGAAUGAAGGAAGUUCUUGCUCUUUGGACUGGAAUUUCGCUAAUUGUGCAAAAAUAAAGCAGCCAAUGAAACAACUUGCUUUUGGUCAGUCCCAUAGACAUAUUUAUAGGAAUAUAAGUAAUGUUAACUUUAACCACCUCCAUUGAAUUAACAGAAACAAGUAAAAAAAUGUGUCCUUUGGUAAAACAAUACAAAAGUGUAAAAACAUUUAUUAAGCAAGAGGCAAAAAUAAGGCCAAAGUUUGGUAAAGAAAAACCCAUAAAACUUGUGGAAAGAAAUAAGUAAAAUAGGAAUAGGAAACGAAAGGGAAAAAGACACUUGGAACUUGGAAAUGGAAAUAUCAGCAACACUCAAGAAGAUAUCCUUAAAAGCUGGAAAUCGAGAUUGAAACAUAUUUAAAAUCUGUUAUUAAAAAUAGU